Messenger RNA from Bufo bufo (common toad), 2227 nucleotides. RefSeq names its product TATA-box binding protein associated factor 6 like (gene TAF6L). Gene Ontology annotation, molecular function: protein heterodimerization activity; transcription coactivator activity; RNA polymerase II general transcription initiation factor activity. Lineage: Eukaryota; Metazoa; Chordata; Amphibia; Anura; Bufonidae. The transcript has 12 exons. The record is from RefSeq and is a predicted model, not a curated record. The coding region runs from base 169 to 1878 and encodes 569 amino acids. Gene Ontology annotation, cellular component: transcription factor TFIID complex; SAGA complex; SLIK (SAGA-like) complex. Gene Ontology annotation, biological process: transcription initiation at RNA polymerase II promoter; RNA polymerase II preinitiation complex assembly.
AUUACCGGGCUACAAGGGAGGUCGCAGAGCGAAGCGUUCACCCAGUGCUGCAUGCUGGGAGUAAAGACUUGUGACGUCAUAAAGAGGCGAUCUAGAAACCAGGUGGUCUGGCGCUCAGGGGUCCCCGUUGCCUGCUUGUUAUGUAGGGGGUGAAGUACAUGUGUUGGGAUGUCUCACACGGAGGACCGCCGCUAUGUGGAGCUGUGUCAAGACUCUGUCCGUCUGACUGCAGAAAGUGUGGGGUUUGAGAUCACUGAUGAAGUGGCUGCUCUGCUGGCUGAGGAUGUAUGCUACAGGCUUCGGGAAAUCACACAGUUCAGUGCACAGUGUCUCAGGCACUCUCGGAGGAGAAGACUUACAGUGGAGGACUUCAACCGAGCAUUACGCUGGAGCAAUGUAGAGCCAAUAUAUGGACAUGGAUCCCCAGACCCGGUAUCGUUUCGCAGUGUUAGAGAUGGUGACUGUCAUUGUGCUGAGGAUCGUGAUAUAAAUUUGGUGGAACUGGCGUUAGCCACAAACAUUCCCAAAGGAACUGCAGAGACUGCUGUAAGAGUUCAUGUAUCUUAUCUGGACAGUAAAGGAAACCUGGAGCCACAAGGGACAGUUCCUGCUGGUGUAUCAAUGCUAACAGAUGACCUAUUGAAAUAUUAUCAGCGUGUGACGAGAGCUGUCCUAGGGGAUGAUUUGAAUCUUAUGAAGGUGGCACUUCAGGAUUUACAGACAAACUCAAAAAUAGCUGCAUUGUUACCAUAUUUUGUGUAUGUUGUGAGUGGGGUCAAGUCAGUGAGUCAUGAUCUGGAGCAGCUGAGUCGUCUGUUGCAGUUAGUUCGGUCUCUCCUGUCAAAUCCGUAUCUGUAUUUGGGAAGUUACGGCUGCAGUCUCAUGCAGAGUGUAUUGUACUGUGUAACUGAGCCGCUUGCUGCCUCCAUAAACCCACUAAAUGAUCACUGGACGUUACGAGACUAUGGAGCGGGAUUACUGAGUUGCAUAUGGACACAUCGGGACUUGGAAGGUUCACUGUAUACACAGGUUUUGCAAUCUCUGCAAAAAGUUUUGGGAGACCCUGUCCGCCCUUUGUGCUCCCAUUAUGGUGCUGUGGUUGGUCUCCAUGCCCUAGGCUGGAAGGCAGUGGAACAGGUGUUGUACCCUUUGCUACCAACUUACUGGUCUGGAUUGCAAACCGUGCUAGAUGAUCACUCAAUGUCCAAUGCACAGGUUAAGGCGGAUGGCCAUAAGGUCUAUGGAGCCAUUCUAGUUGCUGUGGAACGCCUUCUGAAAAUGAAAGCUAAAUACUGUGAGAAAGAUGCAGGCCCCUCUCCCCAUGAUUCGUACUCUACACUCCCUCCUGCCCCCACUGUCUCUCUGCUGGAGAUGUACAAUGAGUUGUAUUGCUUUUUUGGUGACAGCUUAGCUGUUCGCUUUGGGACUGGAGGAACUCCAUCACAACCAGGAACAAUUUCUAGAUGCCAACAAGAGCCAAAAAAGGAAAACUCAGUGGAUGGGGCAAGGAAAAUGCCACAGUUGACAGCUCAUGCAGAAGAAGAAGUGGCUAACCCUAGCAGACAACCUCAACGACCUCCUCAGAUCUCUCUAGCUUCAUCUUCACGCCCUCGAGGGGCUUCACGGCAGGGAGUAAGAGACGCAUUCCAAAGGAGUAGACUUGCACCACGUGGUUCUCCCCGCUUCACCUUCCUUAUAGGAGGUAGACAAGCAGGUCGUGGGGGCAAUGGUCGGAGGUUUCAGAGUGUCUUCCAGCUACACACUGGCCCUUCUGCCACUGCUAGCCGCUAUGCCCAAAAGUUGCCAAUGAUCGGAAGAAUGACAAAACCUGGACGCAGAGGAUCCCAGGCUGAACUUUCACUUUAUUUACCAUUGUGAUCAAGAUCAGACAAUGUGCUGCUGAACAACAGCCUGAAGAACAUGUGUUUAUGGUUGAAUCAUAUUGCAGUGCACUACAUUUGGAAUCUGCUUCCCUGACUGAUCAGCAUUGGCAGCUUAAAGUACUACCUGCUACGGACAACAAAUCAUUGUGUAUUUUGUACAUUGGAAUAAAUGCAAAAAUACAUGAUCUUAAAAGGAAUAUGCCACCAAUGCCACCAUGUCUAUACUGCCCUCCCUGCGGGCAGCAUUAAGUAGUGAGUGACUUGCUGUUGGUUAUAUGUACCCAUGGUGUAUUUUUUGUGAAAGUUGCAGCACUCGCAUCGUGAUGUGAACCAGGAGAUGGCAG